Molecule: messenger RNA, 834 nt
Organism: Pisolithus orientalis
Lineage: Eukaryota; Fungi; Basidiomycota; Agaricomycetes; Boletales; Pisolithaceae
Exons: 2
Coding region: 1-834 (277 amino acids)
Molecular function (GO): protein binding
Source: RefSeq, a predicted model, not a curated record
AUGGUUUACGAAAGAGCAGCUUCCAAAGAGCACCUCGAUCCAUGGUUCGAUGAUGGAAACAUUAUCCUUGUAGCAGAGGGAAAAUGCUUCAAGGUUUAUCGGGGAAUGUUAUCGCUGCAUUCACCGAUCUUCAAAGAUAUGCUUUCGUGUCCCCAACCCGUUGAUCAGGAGGAAGAAGAAUCAGACGGCGAAGGCUGCCCUGUCAUUCACCUCCAGCAGGAUUCAGCCACUGAGGUUCAGCACGUCCUCAGAGCACUGUUUUGUGGCGAGUACGUGAUUGCGCGCGUCUCCCUGAUGCCUAUGAGUGUCGCCACCGCUCUGCUCCGCUUGGGCAAGAAGUAUGAAAUCAAGCUGCUCUUCAACCACGUAUCUGGCUUAAUGAAGGCAUGCUAUUCCGUAGAAUUGCCGUCGGAUUCCGGGCCACUUCGCUUUGAAGGCACCAUCACCGAACGGGACCCCCAUGAUUUCCAGUUUCUUAAUGUAGCCCGCGAAGUCGGGUUGCUUUCAGUCCUUCCCGUUGCACUCUACGUCUGCGCUUCUUCAACUGACAUAAAGGAGCUUUUCAACGGGUACGAGUGGGAGGGAGUCCACUACUCGCUGUCUCCUAUCAAUCAAAGAGCGUGUAUCAUCGGCAGAGAUCAGCGCUCAGAACUCGCAAAACGUGUAUUCCCCGAGAGGCUAGGUCAAUUUUGUUUUUCCGGUCCGUGCAAGGCUUGUUCCCAGAUGGGUGCGACAGUAUCUUUUCUUGCUGACCCCUUUGCUCUCUGGGAUUCGAAUUGGGAUCGUAUGUUUUGCAAAUGGUGCGCCGAAAACUGCAAGUCCAAGUACGGUUAG